AUGAGGGCCCAGGCCGCCGCCCCGGGCCCCCUGUGGAUCCUCACGCUGCCGCUGCUGCUGCUGCUUCUGGGGCGCCGGGUGCGCGCGGCCUCGGGGCUGGACACGGUGCCCGGGCCUGAGCCUUGCUCCACGCUGGUGCAGGGCAAGUUCUUCGGCUACUUCUCCGCGGCCGCGGUCUUCCCGGCCAACGCCUCGCGCUGCUCUUGGACGCUGCGCAACCCCGACCCGCGGCGCUACACGCUCUACAUGAAGGUGGCCAAGGCGCCCACGCCCUGCAGUGGCACCGGCCGCGUCCGCACCUACCAGUUCGACUCUUUCCUGGAGUCCACGCGCACGUACCUAGGCGUGGAGAGCUUCGACGAGGUGCUGCGUCUGUGCGACCCCUCGGCGCCCCUGGCCUUCCUGCAGGCCAACAAGCAGUUCCUGCAGAUGCGCUGGCAGCAGCCUGCCCUGGACCACACGAUGCCCAGCUGGCCCCACGGCCCCACCGACGACUUCUCUGUGGAGUACCUGGUGGUGGGCAACCGCAGCCCCAGCCGGGCCGCCUGUCAGAUGCUCUGCCGCUGGUUGGACGCCUGUCUGGGCGGCAGCCGCAGCUCGCACCCCUGUGGCAUCAUGCAGACCCCGUGUACCUGCCUGGGCGGGGACGCUGGUCCUUCUGCCGCUGGCCCCCUGGGCCCUCGUGGAGACGUGUGUCUGCAGGAUGGGGUGCCUGGAGGCCCUGAGAACUGCCUGACCAGCCUGACACAGGACCGGGGAGGGGACAGUGCUGCAGGCGGCUGGAAGCUGUGGUCACUGUGGGGCGAGUGCACGCGGGACUGCGGGGGCGGCCUGCAGACGCGAACGCGCACCUGCCUGCCCACACCCGGCGUCCAGGGCGGCGGCUGCGAGGGCGUGCUGGAGGAGGGCCGCCUGUGCAACCGCAAGGCCUGUGUCCCCGCGGCCCGCACCAACUCCAGGAGCCAGUCCUUGCGGUCCACAGACGCCCGGCGACGCGACGGGGGCGAUGAGCUGCAGCAUUUCGGGUUCCCGGCGCCUCAGACAGGCGACCCGGCGGCUGAGGAGUGGUCCCCGUGGAGCGUGUGUUCUAGCACCUGCGGCGAGGGCUGGCAAACCCGCACGCGCUUCUGCGUGUCCUCGUCCUACAGCACCCAGUGCAGCGGGCCCCUGCGCGAGCAGCGCCAGUGCAACAACUCGGCCGUGUGUCCAGUGCAUGGAGCCUGGGACGAGUGGUCACCUUGGAGCCUCUGCUCCAGCACUUGUGGCCGCGGUUUCCGGGACCGCACGCGCACCUGCAGGCCCCCCCAGUUCGGGGGAAACCCCUGUGAGGGUCCUGAGAAGCAAACCAAGUUCUGCAACAUCGCCCUGUGCCCGGGCCGGGCAGUGGACGGAAACUGGAAUGAGUGGUCGAGCUGGAGCACCUGCUCCGCCAGCUGUUCCCAGGGCCGGCAGCAGCGCACGCGGGAGUGCAACGGGCCUUCGUAUGGGGGCGCUGAGUGCCAGGGCCACUGGGUGGAGACGCGGGACUGCUUCCUGCAGCAGUGUCCAGUGGAUGGAAAGUGGCAGGCCUGGGCCACCUGGGGCAGCUGCAGUAUCACGUGCGGGGGCGGCACACAGCGCCGGGAACGCGUCUGCUCGGGGCCCUUCUUUGGAGGAGCAGCGUGCCAGGGCCCACAGGAAGAGUACCGGCAGUGCAGCGCCCAGCGGUGCCCUGAGCCGCACGAGAUCUGUGAUGAGGACAGCUUUGGUGCCGUGAUGUGGAAAGAGACACCUGCUGGGGAGGUGGCUGCUGUCAGGUGUCCCCGCAAUGCCACAGGCCUCAUCCUGCGACGCUGUGAGCUGGAUGAGGAAGGCAUCGCCUACUGGGAGCCCCCCACCUACAUCCGAUGCGUCUCCAUUGACUACCGAAACAUCCAGAUGAUGACCCGGGAGCACCUGGCAAAGGCUCAGCGCGGGCUUCCAGGGGAAGGCGUCUCUGAGGUCAUCCAGACGCUGGUGGAGAUCUCUCAGGACGGGGCCAGCUACAGCGGAGACCUGCUCUCCACCAUCGAUGUCCUGAGGAACAUGACAGAGAUCUUCCGCAGGGCCUACUACAGCCCCACCCCCGGGGACGUGCAGAACUUUGUUCAGAUCAUCAGCAACCUGCUUGUGGAGGAGAAUCGGGACAAGUGGGAGGAGGCCCAGCUGGUGGGCCCCAACGCCAAGGAGCUGUUCCGCCUGGUGGAGGACUUUGUCGAUGUCAUCGGCUUCCGCAUGAAGGACCUCCGAGACGCCUACCAGGUGACAGACAACCUGGUCCUCAGCAUCCAUAAGCUUCCAGCCAGCAGGGCCAUGGACAUCAGCUUCCCCAUGAAGGGCUGGCGGGCCACUGGUGGCUGGGCCAAAGUGCCUGAGGACAGGGUUACUGUGUCUAAGAGUGUCUUCUCCACGGGGCUGGCAGAGACAGAUGACUCGUCCGUGUUCGUGGUGGGCACUGUGCUGUAUCGCAACCUGGGAAGCUUCCUGGCUCUGCAGAGGAACACCACUGUCCUCAACUCCAAGGUCAUCUCCGUGACCGUGAAGCCACCCCCUCGCUCCCUGCUCACGCCCCUGGAGAUUGAGUUUGCACACAUGCACAAUGGCACCACCAACCAGACCUGCAUCCUGUGGGACGAAACGGACAUACCCUCCUCUCCCCGCCCUCACUGGUCUGGUGUGCCCACAGGGUGGCAGGGCUGCCGCACGGUGCCCCUCGACGCCCUCCGGACGCGCUGCCUCUGUGACCGGCUCUCCACCUUCGCCAUCUUAGCCCAGCUCAGCGCCGACGCGAACAUGGAGAAGGCCACUGUGCCAUCGGUGGCCCUCAUCGUGGGCUGCGGCGUGUCCUCGCUCACCCUGCUCUUACUCAUCAUCAUCUACGUCUCUGUGUGGAGGUACAUCCGCUCGGAGCGAUCAGUCAUCCUCAUCAACUUCUGCCUGUCCAUCAUCUCUUCCAAUGCCCUCAUCCUUAUUGGACAGACCCAGACCCGCAACAAGGUGGUGUGCACGCUGGUGGCCGCCUUCCUGCACUUCUUCUUCCUCUCCUCCUUCUGCUGGGUGCUCACGGAGGCCUGGCAGUCCUACAUGGCCGUCACAGGCCGCCUCCGGAACCGCCUUGUCCGAAAGCGCUUCCUGUGCCUGGGCUGGGGUCUGCCUGCGCUGGUUGUGGCCAUCUCCGUGGGCUUCACCAAGGCCAGAGGGUACAGCACUGUCAACUACUGCUGGCUCUCCCUGGAGGGGGGCCUGCUGUACGCCUUCGUGGGACCAGCGGCCGCUGUGGUGCUGGUGAACAUGGUCAUUGGGAUCCUGGUGUUCAACAGGCUGGUGUCCAAGGAUGGCAUUACGGACAAGAAGCUGAAGGAGCGGGCAGGGGCCUCGCUGUGGAGUUCCUGCGUGGUGUUGCCGCUGCUGGCGCUGACCUGGAUGUCAGCUGUCCUCGCUGUCACCGACCGCCGCUCCGCCCUCUUCCAGAUUCUCUUCGCGGUCUUCGACUCACUGGAGGGCUUCGUCAUAGUGAUGGUGCACUGCGUUCUCCGCAGAGAGGUCCAGGACGCUGUGAAGUGCCGUGUGGUGGACCGCCAAGAGGAGGGCAAUGGGGACUCUGGGGGCUCCUUCCAGAAUGGCCACGCACAGCUCAUGACGGAUUUCGAGAAGGACGUGGACCUGGCCUGUAGAUCAGUGCUGAACAAGGACAUCGCGGCCUGCCGCACGGCCACCAUCACAGGCACGCUCAAGCGGCCAUCGCUGCCCGCAGAAGAGGAGAAGCUGAAGCUGGCCCAUGCACAGGCGCCGGCCUCCAACUUCAACAGCCUCCCAGCCAACGUGUCCAAGCUGCCGCUGUACGGCUCGCCCCGCUACCCUGGCACCGGGCCGCUGCCCGACUUCCCCAAUCACUCGCUGACCCUCAAGAAGGACAAGGCCGCCAAGGCCGCCUUCGUCGGCGACGGGGACAUCUUCAAGAAGCUGGACUCGGAGCUGAGCCGCGCCCAGGAGAAGGCUCUGGAUACGAGCUAUGUGAUCCUGCCCACGGCCACGGCCACGCUGCGGCCAAAGGCCAAGGAGGAACCCAAGUACAGCAUCAACAUCGACCAGAUGCCCCAGACGCGACUCAUCCACCUCAACAUGGCCCCUGAUGCCGGCUUUGCCCGCAGCCCCCCGACCCAGCCCUUGCCCCCACCGCCCACCCUGGAGUCGGCACCGCCCAGCCUGGGUGAGGCAGGGGAGCCGACAGCCCACCCGGGGCCCAGCACAGGCACGGGCACGAUGCCCAAGAACGAGAACAUCUCCACGCUGUCCGUGAGCUCCCUGGAGCGGCGGAAAUCGCGGUACGCCGAGCUGGACUUUGAGAAAAUCAUGCACACCCGGAAGAGACACCAGGACAUGUUCCAGGACUUGAACCGGAAGCUGCAGCACGCGGAGAAGGACAAGGAGGCGCUGGGCCCGGACAGCAAGCCGGAGAAGCAGCAGACCCCCAAUAAGCGGCCGUGGGAGAGCCUGCGAAAGGCGCACGGCCCGCCGGCCUGGGUGAAGAAGGAGCUGGAGCCGCUGCCGCCGUCGCCGCUGGAGCUGCGCAGCGUGGAGUGGGAGAAGACGGGGGCCACCAUCCCGCUGGUGGGCCAGGACGUCAUCGACCUGCAGACCGAGGUCUGA
Messenger RNA from Elephantulus edwardii (Cape elephant shrew), 4668 nucleotides. RefSeq names its product brain-specific angiogenesis inhibitor 1 (gene ADGRB1). Gene Ontology annotation, molecular function: G protein-coupled receptor activity. Bases 1 to 4668 code for a protein of 1555 amino acids. The record is from RefSeq and is a predicted model, not a curated record. NCBI's taxonomy places the organism in Eukaryota, Metazoa, Chordata, Mammalia, Macroscelidea, Macroscelididae. Gene Ontology annotation, biological process: negative regulation of angiogenesis; G protein-coupled receptor signaling pathway; cell surface receptor signaling pathway. Gene Ontology annotation, cellular component: plasma membrane. The transcript is spliced from 32 exons.